Messenger RNA from Aspergillus sclerotioniger CBS 115572, 1993 nucleotides. Its product is annotated as NADH-quinone oxidoreductase subunit D. Gene Ontology annotation, biological process: mitochondrial electron transport, NADH to ubiquinone. The coding region runs from base 111 to 1541 and encodes 476 amino acids. The transcript is spliced from 3 exons. Gene Ontology annotation, molecular function: NAD binding; NADH dehydrogenase (ubiquinone) activity; quinone binding. The record is from RefSeq and is a predicted model, not a curated record. NCBI's taxonomy places the organism in Eukaryota, Fungi, Ascomycota, Eurotiomycetes, Eurotiales, Aspergillaceae.
GUCCGCAUCGACCCCAAUCCCGCCAAUUCCCCCUCUUCCACCCCAAUUGCGCCUGGAUUGAGGGCUCCUCCGCCUCACCUCCUCCUGGUCCUCACUCCCCGCUCUCCCGAAUGGCUGCUUCCUUCACCCGCCUGGCGGGCAGCACGCCCAAAAGGCUCUGCCUCCGCCCCUCUACCUUCUCCAGACACAGUGCUAUCCCCAGAUGCCGGACGAUCGCGACGUCGCUGCCUCGCCGCGCAGCUGAGCCCACCAGCUACCAGGCCACCCGCCUUAUCCCGACCGAUCCGACCUUCACAUCUCUGGCCAACAAGGAGGGCCCUUCGGAGGCUGAGGUCGCCGCCGGCCUCGAGUCUGAGGACGUUGGAGCUGGCCGCAAGAUCCGUCACUACACUGUCAACUUCGGUCCUCAGCAUCCGGCUGCUCACGGUGUGUUGCGUUUGAUUCUGGAGCUCAAUGGUGAAGAGAUCGUCCGCGCCGAUCCCCACGUCGGUCUGCUUCACCGUGGUACCGAGAAGUUGAUCGAAUACAAGACCUACAUGCAAGCCCUGCCGUACUUCGACCGAUUGGACUACGUUUCCAUGAUGACCAACGAGCAGUGCUUCUCCCUGGCCGUGGAGAAGCUGUUGAACAUUGAAAUCCCCGACAGAGCCAAGUACAUCCGGACGCUGUUCGGUGAGCUGACACGAAUCCUGAACCACCUCAUGUCCGUCCUUUCCCACGCGAUGGAUGUUGGUGCUCUGACGCCUUUCCUGUGGGGUUUCGAGGAACGUGAGAAGCUUAUGGAAUUCUACGAGCGUGUCUCCGGUGCCCGUCUCCACGCUGCCUACGUCCGCCCUGGUGGUGUGUCCCAAGAUCUGCCCCUUGGUCUCCUCGACGAUAUCUACCAAUGGGCUACCCAGUUUGGUGACCGCAUUGACGAGACCGAGGAGCUGCUCACGGAUAACCGUAUCUGGAAGGCCAGAACCCAGGGUGUCGGUGUUGUCCCUGCUGCUGAUGCUCUCAACAUGAGUUUCACUGGUGUCAUGCUGCGUGGUUCCGGUGUCCCAUGGGAUAUCCGCAAGUCCCAGCCUUACGAUGCUUACGACCAGGUUGAGUUCGACGUCCCGGUGGGUGUCAACGGUGACUGCUACGACCGUUAUCUCUGCCGUAUGGAGGAGUUCCGUCAGUCCCUGCGCAUUAUCCACCAGUGCCUGAACCAGAUGCCCGCCGGACCCGUCCGUGUUGAGGACUACAAGAUCUCUCCCCCUCCUCGUGCGGCCAUGAAGGAGAACAUGGAGGCCCUGAUCCACCACUUCCUCCUAUUCACCAAGGGUUACGCCGUUCCCCCGGGUGAGACCUACUCCGCUAUUGAGGCCCCCAAGGGUGAGAUGGGUGUGUUCCUGGUCAGUGACGGUAGCGAGAGACCCUACCGGUGCAAGAUCCGUGCUCCUGGAUUUGCUCACUUGGGUGGUUUCGACCAAGUGUCUCGUGGUCACCUUCUUGCCGACGCUGUCGCCAUUAUCGGAACGAUGGAUCUCGUGUUCGGUGAAGUUGACCGGUAGAUAACGAUACGGGAUAGGCCGUCUAAAUCUCCAAAGACCACCUGUAUAACAGCUCCUCAAGACACAAACACAAACACAAACACUACACAUGCAUGACCCUGAUAAUAUUGGUGCCAAGAAAAAAUAACCCCCACAUUAGAAGUGACAGAUAUCCCAAAGAAAGCAAGAAAGAAAGUUAAUUUGUCCAGCUUGUGCGAGUCGAGUCGAGUUUGUGUAACAGGUUGAGUUGCUGUGGCGAUUUAAACCAGCCCAACUGUACCAAUCAAAUGUCGUUUUCAUGGCGUUGUGCUUUUUUUUUUCCUUCUAUUUUUCUUUUUUCCUAUUGUUGUUCUGUCUGUGUCGUUGAUGCCGUCCGUCCGUCUUCGCACCCUUUUUCUUUAUUUUAUCCCGAUCUAUCUUGAAUCUGUGUAUAGUGACUCGAAAUAUUGAGUAUGAUUGAUUGAUUGAUUCGG